This is a messenger RNA of Lotus japonicus, 1323 nucleotides long. RefSeq lists its product as uncharacterized. The transcript has 4 exons. NCBI's taxonomy places the organism in Eukaryota, Viridiplantae, Streptophyta, Magnoliopsida, Fabales, Fabaceae. The record is from RefSeq and is a predicted model, not a curated record. The coding region runs from base 219 to 983 and encodes 254 amino acids.
UGCUUCUACUUCUACUACUUCAACCGAAAAUUCCCGCUAUUCUCAAAACUGAUAAACAGUGAAGAAGCUUCUUCCUCUAUCUUGCACCUGCAUUUCCAUUUCCACACACUCUUCUUCUUCUUCUUCUUCUUCUUCUUCUUCAAUUCUUCACAAUCACCUCACGCUUUCAUCUUCAAUGGAAACCCAAACCCAGCAAAACCCAUAACAACCAACCAACAAUGGAAGCUAAUCGAACACGAAACCGCACUCGCAGAAGAAACCCACUCUCCGAUCGCACCAACCUUCCCUCUUCCACCGUUCCCAUCAAACCCACCACCAAACCCAACCCUCUUCCUCUUCCUCUCUCUUCUUCUUCAUCAACCUCUUCUACUGUACUCAUCAAACCUCCCACCAAACGCGCCAAUGCUACCACGAUUCCCGAUGCUGCCUCAAACCCUAGCUCCCCUCCUCCGCCCGUUCCUUCCACCCCUGUGCUCAAAUCAUCGUCUAUUCACGGGACUGUUGUUCUUGUUGAUCAUGAAGCUGCUUCUGAGAGUCACACGCCUAUCUCAAUAACCUACAGCCGUUCAAAUAAAAGGAAGGGUAAAGGGAAGGAUGUGGCUGUUCCUGAGAGUCGUGCGCCUGAUUUGAACGUCUCUAGUAGUAGGAAGGAUAAAGGGAAGGCAGUGGCCAUUCCUGUUAGUCGCACGCCUGAUUUUACGGUUUCUGAUCAUAGGAAGGAUAAAGGGAAGGCAUUGGCCAUUCCUGUAAGUCGCACGCCUGAUUUGAAGGUCUACAAUAAUAGAGAAGGUGUGAAUCUAUCCAAGGCCAAGGCAUGGACAGUUCCUUGUAGAAAGAAACAGCGUUCUGUACCAUCUGCUGAAGAUAUGUUCAAGGAUCCCCUGCUGCAAGAAUUUAUCGAAAAACAAAAAGCUUACUUUAAAGCAGUUGAUGAAUUUGAACUGCCAGAGGAGGAAGUUGAAUCUGAUGACCAGCUAGAUUAACUGAAAGAGAUGCAAUAAAAAUAUAAAUAGCGGCCUGAAACCUUGUCUUCAUAGGUUGUAUAGUUAUGAUAUCAUAGCUUUCACAAUGAAUUUUACUACCUUAGUGCCACCUCUCUUACCAAAUACGUAAGUGCAAGUUCUUAGUUUUGAAAUUGUUUAACACGUCUACAGUUGUCCUAAGAAAUUCUGAUUUCACUUGUAAAUUCCUAGUUGGAGUGUGGUAGUAGUAUUCUUACAGUUCAUGAAUUUGUGUUUUUAAAAGCCUUGAUUUGUUUUACACUGAAGAUUCUUCAGAAAUCUUAUUGGGCCGAUGCAGAGAGAAAAAAAGGUUUCGGAUGCA